UAUUUGGCAGCUUGCAACCGUUUUAGCUGCAAGCUGCAGUGUGCACUACACAGCACCCAACGUCUGAGCAACAGCAAAACCAUUUCUUGUGUUUUCUUCUUUUGUCCUAGUGGAUUUAUUCAUCUGACAGGGGCCUUGGCCUUCUUGGGAACAGCAGCAAGGAGGGGGAUGGCAUGCCGAAAGCCCCUUUCACCCCUCUGCCGUGCCACCACCCGCUGCUAUAGCUCCCAGUCGACACACACCACAGAGAAGAGUGUCCCCUAUGAGAAGCCCCUUAAACAGGAGGAUGGCAUCAGUGGACCCACUAAACCCCUGCCGAAGUUUGCAGAUGUUGUGGUGAUCGGAGGAGGAAGCCUGGGUUGCCAGACCCUUUACCACCUGUGUAAACUGGGCAUGACCAAUGUGGUUCUGCUGGAGAGGGACAGAUUGACUACAGGCACCACCUGGCACACAGCAGGGCUUUUGUGGCAGUUAAGACCUAGUGAUACCGAGCUGGAGCUGUUGGCGCAUACUCGCAACGUGAUCAGCUCAGAGUUGGAGGAGGAGACUGGCCUCGAGACGGGCUGGAUCCAAAAUGGAGGCCUGUUCAUUGCUUCCAACAAGCAGCGACUGGACGAGUACAAGCGCCUCAUGUCGCUGGGUAAAGCAUAUGGCAUUGAGUCAUACGUCCUGUCGCCAGCUGAGACCAAGGACCUGUAUCCUCUGAUGAAUGUGAAAGAUCUUUAUGGCACACUUUACGUGCCUAAAGAUGGCACCAUGGAUCCAGCGGGCACCUGCACCAUCCUCUCCAGAGCAGCCACUGCACGCGGUGCCACUGUGAUUGAGAAUUGUCCAGUGACGGGUAUCCAGGUCAAGGUUGAUGAUUUGGGUGUUAAGAGAGUGAAAGAGGUGCAAACAGCCUAUGGGACCAUCCAAACACCAUGUGUGGUGAAUUGUGCAGGUGUCUGGGCCACUAAGCUUGGUAAAAUGGCAGGCGUCAGUGUUCCUUUGAUUACCAUGCACCAUGCUUAUAUCGUCACAGAAAGAACCAAGGGCAUUCAGAAUAUGCCCAACGUCAGAGAUCAUGAUGCAUCAGUCUACCUCCGUCUCCAAGGUGACACUCUUUCUGUGGGAGGCUACGAACACAACCCCAUAUUCUGGGAUGAUGUGUCUGAUAAGUUUGCCUUCAGCUUGUUUGAUCUGGAUUGGGAUGUCUUUAUGCAGCACAUUGAUGGUGCUGUGAACCGAGUACCUGCUCUGGAACAAACUGGAAUCAAAUCCACUGUCUGUGGUCCAGAAUCCUUCACUGCCGAUCACAAGCCCCUGAUGGGUGAAGCACCAGAAGUGAGAGGCUUUUUCCUCGGGUGUGGUUUCAACAGUGCAGGUAUGAUGUUAGGAGGAGGAUGCGGCAAAGAGCUGGCUCACUGGAUUAUUCACGGGCGUCCUGAAAAAGACAUGUAUGGAUAUGAUAUCAGGCGGUUCCAUCAUUCCCUGACCAACAACAACCGCUGGAUCAGAGAGCGCAGUCAUGAAUCGUACACCAAAAACUAUUCAGUAGUUUUCCCGUUUGACGAACCUUUGGCCAGCCGCAACAUGAGGAAAGACCCCUUCCACCAGGUGCUGCAGGAACAGGGCUGUGUGUUUCAAGAGAGACACGGUUGGGAGAGACCGGGAUGGUUCAACCGGGAUGGACAUGCUCCAGUUCUGGAUUAUGAUUACUACGGUGCCUACGAUGUUCCCAAGAACACUGAUUACAAAUACAGAGAGAUACUAGGCAAAGAGUACACGUUUGACUUCCCUCCACAUCAUGAUGUGAUUUGCGACGAGUGUCUGACCUGCAGGAAUGCUGUAGCUGUGUUUGAUAUGUCCUACUUUGGCAAGUUUUACCUGACUGGUCCGGAUGCAAAGAAGGCAGCUGAUUGGCUGUUUACUGCUGAUGUCAACAAAGCUCCAGGCUCCACUGUCUACACCUGCAUGUUAAACGAGGGCGGAGUCGAGUCUGACCUCACCGUCAGUCGUUUGGAGCCAAGCCCCGCCCACCUCCCACUGACACCCGAAUCUAAUGGUGAGGCGUAUUACCUGGCCAUUGGAGGUGGAGUGGCACAGCAUAACUGGAGUCACAUUCAGGCAGUGCUGCAGGACCAGGGUUUCCGCUGCACACUAAUAGACCACACUGAGGACAUGGGCAUGAUCAGCAGCAUACAGGGACACAAGAGCCGUGAGCUGCUGCAGGAAGUGCUGGACUCAGACCUCAGCAAUGAUGCGUUUCCCUUCUCCACACACAAGAUAGUGUACACUGCUGGACACAAGGUGAGGGCCAUGCGGUUGUCGUUCGUGGGUGAGAUGGGCUGGGAGCUUCACAUCCCUAAAGAGUCCUGUCAGCCUGUCUACCACGCUGUCAUGGCCGCAGGGGCCAAGUAUGGCAUCUGUAAUGCCGGCUACAGGGCCAUUGAUUCCUUGAGCAUUGAGAAAGGUAAGGGUGAAUGUAAUUAUGUUGAUGAGAAAGUGCCAAUGUUUGGUCUGGAAACUAUUUUCCGCAACAGUGUUCCUGUGGGCCUGAGGCGCUCCGAAUUUGGAUUUGCCAUUGACAAGACCAUUGGCUAUGGUUAUAUCUGCAACCCAGACGGUGGAGUGGUGAGCCCUGAUUUCGUCCGCAGCGGUGAAUUCGCUCUGGAGAGGAUGGGCGUCACAUACAAGGCUACAGCUCACCUGAAAUCUCCCUUUGACCCCGAGGACAAGCGCGUGAAGGGCAUCUACGGCUGAACAAAGCCAGAAUGUAGCUGAUCCAGACUGAUUCAGUGUAUCUGAGGUAAAUGUUUACAGGCCUUUAUCCAACACAUCAGCAUUCAAGGACAGAACUGAAUACACUUGAUUCACCAUAAAGGAUCAUAGAAGAACAAUGCACUAAUGUGAAUUUCAGAAAUAACCUGGUUAUACAGU
Molecule: messenger RNA, 2919 nt
Organism: Cyprinus carpio (common carp)
Lineage: Eukaryota; Metazoa; Chordata; Actinopteri; Cypriniformes; Cyprinidae
Product: sarcosine dehydrogenase, mitochondrial-like
Exons: 21
Cellular component (GO): mitochondrial matrix; cytoplasm; mitochondrion
Molecular function (GO): sarcosine dehydrogenase activity; protein binding
Source: RefSeq, a predicted model, not a curated record